This is a messenger RNA of Phacochoerus africanus (Common warthog), 1733 nucleotides long. RefSeq names its product solute carrier family 25 member 21 (gene SLC25A21). The record is from RefSeq and is a predicted model, not a curated record. Bases 477 to 1376 code for a protein of 299 amino acids. NCBI's taxonomy places the organism in Eukaryota, Metazoa, Chordata, Mammalia, Artiodactyla, Suidae. The transcript has 11 exons. Gene Ontology annotation, biological process: transmembrane transport.
GAACUGUGCUUUGGUUUUCGGGAGGGCAAGGGUCGCCCCAGCCUUGCCGCUGAAGUUCUAGGCUGGGGUCAUUUUUUUUCUUGCGUUAUCACAGGCAGAGCGUCCAGCUUGCCAAACUCUGCAGAAGGCUCCAGAUAGGGAAACCCGUGGACGCCAAUCUAGAGGACCAAACCGACCCGCUGCGGUCGACCAACCCAAUCUCAUCGAGUCUUUUCGCCUCCAGGGUACCUCCAGGAGCCCAGGGAGCCAGGCGGGGGCGAGAGGGAGCCCCAGAAGGAGCGCAACAGGCAGGUCCCGACCCGUCGGAGAUCACGCGGCGAGUCUCUGCCUCAAACCGUCCGCCGCCUCCGAGCAGUCGCCGGAUUGCCGCCUCCCCACCCCCGGCUCUCUCGCUCAGGAGAGGCUCUGCAGCUGGCGUUCAGGCCCGCGAGCUCGCCCACGCAUCAGCCCACGCCGCGGCCCUCGGGUUUGCAAAGAUGUCCGCCAAGCCCAAUGCCGGCUUCGUGAACGAGGCUUCUCGUCAGAUUCUGGCCGGUGGUUCCGCUGGUCUUGUAGAAGUUUGCCUGAUGCACCCUCUCGAUGUGGUGAAAACCAGGUUUCAGAUUCAGAGAUGUGCAACUGAUCCAAAUAGUUACAAAAGCUUAGGAGACAGCUUUCAAAUGAUUUUCCGCACAGAAGGGUUGUUUGGUUUUUACAAGGGAAUUCUACCACCCAUCUUGGCUGAAACACCAAAAAGAGCAGUGAAGUUUUUCACCUUUGAGCAGUACAAGAACUUGCUAGGAUAUGUGUCACUGUCACCAGCACUGACAUUUGCCAUUGCUGGUUUGGGAUCUGGACUAACAGAAGCCAUUGUGGUCAACCCCUUUGAGGUAGUAAAAGUUGGCUUGCAAGCCAAUCGGAACACAUUUAAAGAGCAACCAUCCACCAUGAGUUAUGCAAGACACAUCAUUAAGAAAGAAGGCUUGGGACUCCAGGGCCUGAACAAAGGAUUUACAGCAACUUUGGGACGUCAUGGAGUUUUCAACAUGGUUUAUUUUGGCUUCUACUUCAAUGUCAAAAACAUUGUUCCUGUCAAUAAGGAUCCAACCUUGGAGUUUUUGAGAAAAUUUGGUAUUGGCCUUCUCUCGGGCACAAUAGCUUCAGUCAUUAACAUCCCUUUUGAUGUUGCCAAAAGUAGGAUUCAAGGGCCUCAGCCAGUUCCUGGAGAGAUCAAGUACAGAACCUGUUUUAAAACGAUGGCAACCAUCUAUCAGGAAGAAGGGAUUUCAGCUUUGUAUAAAGGCCUGCUUCCCAAGAUUAUGAGGCUUGGACCAGGUGGUGCCGUGAUGCUGCUGGUUUAUGAAUACACCUAUUCAUGGCUUCAGGAGAACUGGUGAUACCCUUGCAUCCUAUGAGAGAGAACACUGCCUGCUUGGAGGCCAUGAAAUUGAACCUUUAACCUCUCCAUGUGGAUGGGACAGAAAAGGAUCUCUGAAGAGUGCAUUUGCCAGUUUAAAGAUAACAAUUUUACUCCCUAAGAAACAGAGGAAAUAUGUCAACAUUAACCAAUAAUAAUAAUGUUCAAAUACCAGACAAUCUCAAUCCCAUAUCCCAUCCCAAUUUCCUUCUCUUAUUUUUAAAAGUAGCUUUAAAUCAUAAUGUGCUUUGAAUAGCAAACUGCAUUUGGGCUUUGUCUUUAUCUUUUAAAAUUUAUUCCAUGUGAAUUCACCUUUGCUAGGAAAAGACCUAGGGGA